Messenger RNA from Pocillopora meandrina, 2457 nucleotides. Lineage: Eukaryota; Metazoa; Cnidaria; Anthozoa; Scleractinia; Pocilloporidae. The record is from the annotation of a GenBank genome assembly.
AUUUCAAUAGUAUUUGUUGUGGGAAAUCAGGCAGCGCUUCCGGACGUCGGAAAAUGCACAUUUAUGGAAUACUAUUGUAAAGCACGUAACUGUGAGACAGACUUCUUUAAAGAGCGGCGAAAGGAUCCCAAAGGAAACUGUAGGUAAGUUGUUACUGAUUCUUGUGGGCAAUAAGGACCACUCCUUUGUGCAACGAAAAUUAUCCGGAGAAGAAAGAACCUUUUUAUUUGUCUGAAAUGAUUAGUGGGAUAUAUUUUCUUUAAAGUGUCAUGUGGUAAUUGUUAAAAUUUAACGAUGUAAAAGGAACUAUAAAAUUGCUGUUUCUUCAGAAAUGUACAAAGUUUUAAAACAUACAUGUUUCGCCUUUGAGCUUUUUGCCAUGAGCGCGACCACGGCUAGGCGGGUUACCCCACCUUGAGACGUUUACAUGGCAAAUUGUCACCCCGGCUGAUAGGGUUACCCCACCUGGCAGACCGGGCAACCCAACUAGCCAGGUCAUCCCACCUAUCAUAUAAACGUGAUCAAGACGGAAAUUAGAAAUUAUAUGGACAGGCGGGUUACCUCACCUACCUGGGGUCCCCCACCUCCAUGUAAACAGGCCCUAACUCACGGUUUAUUCACUUGAUUGAACGAUUUUACUACAACGCUUUGGUUAACUCCUACUCACAACUCUCAGCUUAUUCGUAGGAAACACACAAAAACGUCCCGUUGUAAGCUCGUGGAACAGUGUCAUAUAUGGGGCGAUAAAACACGUGCCGCAUACAUGUUGGUUUGGUUAUGUAUGGAUUAACGAAAUCACUCAUAAAUGUCAAUAAACUUAAGAAUAAUUAACGUAUCAUACAGUUUCCAACAAGGGCUGCGCAUAUUUCACGCUCAUCAAAAAGUAGAAAUAACGCGUCACGAAAAAAUCAGAUAAACAACCUGAAGUUUCUUGUAUCGCGAAAAGCAUAAAAGUGCCAGUUCACUGGGUUUUAAUUUCGUAUUUUCUCUGGUCAUCAAAAAUUAAAAAAUAAUCAAUCCUGUAUCGCGCAGUAACCCUCUUUCCUCUCCCUAUCAUUUGAUCGAUCAAUCAACUACAUUAUUCAUUUAUAAUGAUUGGAUAGAAGGAAAAAAUUAACAACUAACAAUUAAAUAAUAUUAUACAUUUUAUACAUUUUAGUGUUCAUCACGAUGAAAUGCUCAAUUGUGCCGCAAACACUUUGAAUUCUUGCUCUGAUGCCAACUUGCCAUCAAGUCUCCUGAAAGCACAGAUUGAACAAAAUUUCGGAGUAGAUCUCUUGUGCUCUAAAGGCGCUGUAGAUACCCCAGCCAACAUCUUUGGUAAAUUGCUUCCGACUUUGCCAUGCUCCGGAUCUUUCAACAACGAAUCAAGCGCCUGUGUGAAAAACUACCAUGAACAAUUUAUUGCAAAUGCAUCGGAUCCUGCUCUUUGCAAGUAAGUAUCAGUUAGUGAGCCAUUGUUCCCUCAGAGGGCGAGUCGGGGUGUAUUCUCUCAUCAAAAUAACAGGUAUAUCCCUGGGAUAACUUCAUAAACUCCCGUCACCCCCCUUAAUCCCCACCUAACGUCAUCUCCCCCCCCCCUCAGCCUUUAGAGAUGAUGAUUUCAACAAGGUCUCAAUGGCGUUACUCGUUAGCCCUACAGCGGCAAAACAUUUUUAGCUAUUAGGAGUAAAAAUUGACAGUUAAAUUUUAACUGUUAGUCGUAAAAAAUGUUAACCUUAAAAGUUUUCCUCUACCACAAUGUCAUUUUUGUCAUUUUGGUUUAACCGUAGCCAUAAAAUGGCCAAAGUUUUAAUUUGUAAUAAUUUUCUCGAAUCAUGUUUUUCAAAUACUUAUUUCAGUCCUGGAUUAAAAGGUUAUUUUUACAAAUGCUGUAAAAAUUUCUUUCCUAUCAACAUGCGAGAUAAGCAAUCUUAGGAGCCUUGCUAGAAAUCUCGUAAGUUUUGCAAAAACUCUAGCAGGGGCCAUUUUAGGCUCAAACUACCUGAGCGGAAACAACUUUCUCCACACUGGCGUACAUAAAGAACAUCUAGGCCAAAAAAAAAAAGAACUCGCAAUCUACUUCACAGGAGUUGGGAUUGAAGACUGGACCCUAGAGAAGGGCCUACAUUUGGCCAAACUCACUUGAGCCCAUGUAAGAUUACCCAUUUCGUUGAGGACAUUUUUUUUCUGAGUUAUUUUUAUUUGCAUAGGGGACAAGCUGAUGCAAAGAAAUGUCUGAAGAAUCUGAUGAAGUCUGACUGUAGCUUUCCCUCUCAGAUCCAGGAAAUCUUUGAUCUGAGUCUUAGUGACCACAAUCCUUUCUGCACCAACAAGCGGGAUCCUGGCGCGACUGGCAAUGAAAUAUGUGAUGACGUGGUAGUAAAUACUAGAGAUUCAUCCGCUGGUCGCAUAAGUAGCGCAUUGAAGGCACUUGUGCUUUCUUUCUUGUUGGCGUUAUUCUUGGCGAACAUGUAA